AUGGUCGUUGAUGCUCUUCUCCGCUUCCGCCGCACUCCCCCUGAACAGAAAGCAACUCCCCACAAAGAUCAUCCCGCGGAAUCCCCCAGACAACAACAUCUCCUGACCAUCGCUGAACUCCCUUCCUGGUACGACGCCAACCCAUUCAUUCUAUCCGGAUAUCGCCCCGAAAGCCAAUCAUGGUGGUCUUCCCUGUCCAGCUGGCGAUACUGGCACAAUGAAUCCUGCAACAUCUACUCGCAUCUCAUCCCGGGCUUGCUCUCGCUCCUCGGUCAGGGGUCGCUAUACGACUAUCUCCGUGUGCGAUAUACCAAUCUGUCGACCUUUGACUGGUUUAUCAUCGCAUUGCAGCUUCUCACAGGCACCAUCUGUCUCCUCACCUCGUCGCUGUUUCAUACCGUGCUGAACCACUCCGCUCCUGUCGCGUAUCAAUGGCUUCAAUUCGACUACGUGGGCAUCAUCGUCCUCAUCCUGGGCAAUUUCAUCAGCGGUCUCCAUUUCGGCUUCUACUGUGAUCCUGGUCUCAAGCAUUUCUACUGGUUUUUGAUCCUAGCCUUUAGCUCCGCAACAGCCAUCACCCUCCUCAGCCCCAGAUUCACAGGCCCGGAAUGGCGAUCCUUCCGGCUCGCCAGUUUCAUCUGCACGGGUCUUUCGGCGUUUGCGCCAAUCGGCCAUGCGUGGGUGCUCUGGGGUCCCGAGUACCUCGCGGCGAUCGGGGUGCCGUAUUACCUACUCGAGGGUGUAUUCCUCAUCAUUGGCUGCUACUUUUGGGAGCGAAUGGUGCCGGAACGGCUUUUUCCAGGUAAAUUCGACAUCAUCGGCCAGUCACACACCAUCUGGCAUGUUUUUGUGGUAUUGUCAAUUGGUGCUCAUAUCCACGGUCUGCUGAGUGCAUUGGACUACGUGUACAACGAAGCAUCGUGUCGAGUUGUAUAG
Molecule: messenger RNA, 936 nt
Organism: Aspergillus wentii DTO 134E9
Lineage: Eukaryota; Fungi; Ascomycota; Eurotiomycetes; Eurotiales; Aspergillaceae
Product: hemolysin-III family protein
Exons: 3
Coding region: 1-936 (311 amino acids)
Cellular component (GO): membrane
Molecular function (GO): signaling receptor activity
Source: RefSeq, a predicted model, not a curated record